AUGAUGCCAGGAUCCAAAGAGCCGGAUGAUGCUACCCCUGGACCUCUGCAGGCAGCAGCCCCCAGCACCUGCUUGCGCGGCAACCCGACGCGGACCCUCCCCGGCCAGGAGAGUGCGUGCUCCGAGGCGGAGCCCCUGAGGCCGGCAAUUUCGCCGCCAGGAGCGCGCCUUCUGCACGCGCCCAGCACAGGCUCCGCAGUGCCCCGGCAGAGCAGGGCCCAGGCCACGGACGCGCUGUCGGGAGGACAACCAGCGCCGGUGCCCACCGUCCGGCGCCUGACGCAAUCCGAGGAGCCCUUGCUGCAUGCGGGCGCUGGGGAAACCUCCCCCGCCAUUGCAUCACUCCUGCCAGGUUUGCUACAGAGCACCGCGGCAGCUGGCUCCGGGGGGCGGGGCCUCCCGGCCGGAGGGUUUAAAGGGCGCCUAGGCGGGGGCCGCUCAGCUGGAGCGACCGAGGGUGCCAGGCCAGGUGUGCGCGUCCGCCGGCCCUUCCGCGCCCGCGCCGGAGACCAGCCCCGGAGGCCGCCCGGGCCCGUCCCUGUGCCCGGCACCAUGAAGCAGGAGCCUCGGAACACGCCACCCGCCUCCCCGGCCGCCUCGCCCCCUGCAUCGCAGACCUCAGCGGACACCGCGCCGCGCCCCCAGGACCGCGGCGACCCCCAAGCGCUGUGGAUCUUCGGGUAUGGCUCCCUGGUGUGGAGGCCCGACUUCAGCUACAGUGACAGCCGCGUGGGCUUCGUGCGCGGCUACAGCCGCCGCUUCUGGCAGGGAGACACCUUCCACCGGGGCAGCGACAAGAUGCCUGGCCGUGUGGUGACUCUUCUUGAAGAUCAUGAGGGCUGCACUUGGGGUGUGGCUUACCAGGUGCGAGGUGAACAGGUGAGCGAGGCCCUGAAGUACCUGAAUGUGCGGGAGGCAGUGCUCGGCGGCUAUGACACCAAGGAGGUGACUUUCUACCCUCAAGAUACCCCUGAUCAACCACUGAAGGCAUUGGCCUACGUGGCCACGCCACAGAACCCUGGCUACCUGGGCCCUGCCCCCGAGGAGGCCAUUGCUACACAGAUCCUGGCCUGCCGAGGCUUCGCAGGCCACAACCUUGAGUACUUGCUGCGCCUGGCAGACUUCAUGCAGCUCUGUGGGCCCCAGGCCCAGGACGAGCACCUGGCAGCCAUCGUGGAUGCUGUGGGCACCAUGUUGCCCUGCUUUUGCCCCACCGAGCAGGCUCUGGCACUUGUCUGAGGGUCUGAGCCCCUGCCGGAGUGUCCAUGUGGAACAUUGGGGCCAGGUUCCCACUCUCGUGCACAUAGGCUUAAUACGGUUAGAGCCCACGGAGGACACUAUGGGUGGCCAGGAGCUUCUCUCCUUUAGCCCCGCCAUUCUGCCAGCCUCCAGCUCUUUUGCUGAAACUGACUUACUUACUUGAAACUUUAUUUAUUGCACCAUGUUGGUGUGGUGGGCAGGGUGGGGGGCCUGCCCUGGACGCAGGGGCCUGCUGAGCAGUGCCCCACCCUAGGUGCCUGGUGCUUGACCAGAUUCCCCCCUAGUGCUGCUACUAACCCCACACCACCCAGACCUCCACUUUCCCAGGGAACCUCCAAGAACCUUGAUUCUCCUGCCCGCCCCCACCCCCCAUUCCCUAGCCUCGUGAUACCACCUGCCAAAGGUCUCAGCCCAUUGGUAAAGGAUAGCAGGAGACCCUAUAAGAACUGAGGCCCCCACCAUCCCUGCUCAUGCCUUAGGUCCCUAGGGAAGAACUGGACCUGAAGCCCAGCCUGGGCCUCAUACCCAUUUGGCUUUGUUUCCCUACUCCUCUGUCUGUCCACUUGUCUGUUUAGGUCAUUCCUAUAUGUUGGUCCAUUCCUGGGAAGUUUAUCACUGUAGGCGCAGGCUCCUUCCCAGUGUGUCCCGUACCAUUAUCCAUAAAUUGAUCUUUUCUUAUGUGUGCUGUGCUGGAAUGUGGUUCUUUCUUCAGAUGGGGUUGGGGCGAGUGAGGUGGUGAAGCUGAUGAGGCCCUAGAGCCC
This is a messenger RNA of Talpa occidentalis (Iberian mole), 2021 nucleotides long. RefSeq names its product ChaC glutathione specific gamma-glutamylcyclotransferase 1 (gene CHAC1). Gene Ontology annotation, biological process: glutathione catabolic process. Gene Ontology annotation, molecular function: gamma-glutamylcyclotransferase activity; glutathione specific gamma-glutamylcyclotransferase activity. Lineage: Eukaryota; Metazoa; Chordata; Mammalia; Eulipotyphla; Talpidae. Gene Ontology annotation, cellular component: cytoplasm. The transcript has 7 exons. The record is from RefSeq and is a predicted model, not a curated record. The coding region runs from base 1 to 1239 and encodes 412 amino acids.